AUGGCUUCGAAGUACGAGAAAGAUAUCAGUCCGAGUGAGAGUAGCAGCACACUUGCUCUGUUUCCUGAUAAGGAAGACUAUGAUGAUUUCCAUCCUGUCAUUCGCAGGAAAUCGAGAUGGUAUAAGUCGCCCUUUAUCGUACACAUCGUUUCACUUCGAGGGGAGAACUGCCACAAGUCUAUGGUUUACACGCCAGCAAGAGAGGCAAUAAAAUGGGAGAAGACCUCAUUUCAAAAUCCCCUCGGGCAGGACAACCCCUAUAAAGGUCAUCCGAGACCAGAGCUCGACCAAGCCUGGCACGAUCUACUGGAGAACUCCAACAUUCGCGUGAGCGAAGAGGAGCUCAAGAAGAUCAAUCGCACAUCGAUCAAGCUGACUGAUGGCUCGGGUGACUACAUGGCUGGGCUCAACGUUCACCACCACUUGCACUGCCUGAAAAGUAUACGUAGAGUCAUCUAUCGUGACUACUAUGAUCUGUAUGAAGAGGACGAGAUGUGGAUCCAUCUAGGUGAGGCCUCAGCUUCUUCAUCGCAAUGUUAUAGCUAA
This is a messenger RNA of Paraphaeosphaeria sporulosa, 546 nucleotides long. RefSeq lists its product as uncharacterized. The transcript has 4 exons. Gene Ontology annotation, biological process: mycotoxin biosynthetic process. Bases 1 to 546 code for a protein of 181 amino acids. NCBI's taxonomy places the organism in Eukaryota, Fungi, Ascomycota, Dothideomycetes, Pleosporales, Didymosphaeriaceae. The record is from RefSeq and is a predicted model, not a curated record.